Telopea speciosissima is the source of this 1293-nucleotide messenger RNA. Its product is annotated as probable F-box protein At4g22030. The coding region runs from base 1 to 1293 and encodes 430 amino acids. The record is from RefSeq and is a predicted model, not a curated record. Lineage: Eukaryota; Viridiplantae; Streptophyta; Magnoliopsida; Proteales; Proteaceae. The transcript has a single exon.
AUGACAACACUUCAGGUAGCUUCAAGUCUCUUAUGUUCUUCAUCUUCUUCACGAUAUGGAAGAAGGAUUGGAGCUACGCUUCAGGCCCCGAAACUCCGGCCAAGUAGAUUCACGCUCACAACAAGGCUCCCGGCAAGAGACUUAUUAUUGGAGGAAUUGAACAAGAGAAGUGGAUACACCAACAUAACCACAAUCCAAACCCAAACAGAAAGUAAACCAAGUGAUAUAAUUGGGGAAGAUGGGCUUAAAUCCGAUUCCAAGGUGGUCGCCGAGCUUUACUCUGUUAUGGAAGCGGCGGCGGACAGAGCAGAGAUGCAUACCAACGUAGGAGAGCAGCGAAACAACUGGAAUCACCUCUUCCUCACGUCCAUUAAUGCUAUCACCCUCACCGCCGCAACCAUGACGGGCCUUGCAGCUGCGAGUUGUGGAACGGGAGAACCUCUUCUAGCACUCAAGCUCUCGUCCACACUGUUAUAUACAGCAGCGACAGGGAUGUUGGUGGUGAUGAACAAAAUCCAGCCCUCUCAGUUAGCUGAGGAACAACGAAACGCAGCGAGAUUGUUCAAGCAGAUCCAUAGGGAAAUCCAAACAAUUCUUGCAAUUGGGAAUCCCACAGCAAAGGAUGUGAAGGAUGCCAUGGACAAGAUCUUAGCCCUCGACAGGGCCUACCCUCUUCCCUUGCUCGGUACAAUGCUUGACAAAUUCCCAGGGACCGUCGAGCCUGCGACGUGGUGGCCACAACAACGGCGACAGAAAGGAGUCGGUGUGGGAAGCAAUGGAUGGAAUACAAAGCUGGAAGAGGAAAUGAAACAAAUAGUUGAGGUGCUGAAGAAGAAGGACAUGGCAGAGUAUGUAAGGUUGAGCAAGUUGGUAUUGAAGGUUAACAAGACUUUAGCGAUUUCUGGGCCUUUGCUCACAGGGCUUGCGGCGGUGGGGUCUGCUCUUGUGGGAUCAGCUUCUCAAAAUCAAGGUUCAUGGGCAGUGAUUUUAGGAGUCACUGCAGGAGCUCUGGCAACCAUAGUGAACACAAUGGAGCAUGGUGGGCAAGUAGGGAUGGUGUUUGAGAUGUACAGGAGCAGUGCUGGCUUCUUUAAACUCAUGGAGGAGACAAUUGUGUCUACAUUGAAGGAAAGGGAAGUGGAGAAGAGAGAGAAUGGAGAAUUGUUUGAAAUGAAGGUGGCUCUACAACUUGGAAGGAGCUUGUCUGAGCUCAGGAAUCUAGCAUCUUCUUCUUCUUCUUCUUCCAGAAGAUACGAAGAGACCACCGAAGAGUAUGCCAGCAAGCUCUUCUGA